UUCUCUUCAGUCUUCUGUAUUCUCUUUGGUUUAGUUAUUAGUGGGUGGUUUAUUUAGUUUACACCUAACCUAUUCUGUUACUUCUACCGGCUCCAAAUAUUUCGUCGCCUUACUGAAUGCAUAGCUGUAUUGGAUAUUAGGUACCGUACCGUAUAGAUAUUAUUUGUAUUUCCUGCAGCGUGUCUUAGCUUGGCACGAUUAAUGACACACAGACCAACUGAUACGAAGGGCGCUAUUUACUGGAUAUAAAUGAUGGAUGUAUCAUUACAACAUAAAAUAGAUUUGAAUUAUGCACACAAGAAACGGUCCAAUUCUCUGAAAUGGAGUAUUGUCAAUGGAGUGUUUCUGCUGGUGUUUGUUUAUGAUCUAUCAUGCAAAUGCUCGGGCUACACGUCACUACUGCACUACGUGGAGCUGGCGCUGGCGGCCGUGGCGUGCGCCAACCUGCUGCAGCACGCCACGCGGCUGCUGCGUGCGCCCCCCGCGGCCCCACACACCGAAGUGUUAUCAGCGGAUCCCGGGGCGUCGCCGGCGCGCGGAGACGCGGAGGGCUCGCCGCUCGCGCACUCGCCGGGCCUGCGCUGGCGCCCGCCCCCGCCGCCCUCACCCGCCCGCCCGCCGCCCUCGCCCCCCUCGCCGCCCUCGCCCCGACACGAGCUCCCGCUGCGCGACGAGUUCAUCUCCGACAGAAGAGUGCUCGAAGCUUACCUCGGACAGCAGUCGCGGCAGGGCGCGCCUCCGCCGGAAGUUCGCUCGUGGCCCGCCAGCGCUUCGCCGCCGCCGCUCUACCAACUAUCUGCACUCAACACCGAGGGUACGCUGGAGGAGGGCGGCGGCAGUCCGAGCGGGGCGGGCGCGGCUCCGCAUGUGUGGCGGAGACUCAAUGUGGACCCGCGGCGUCUCACGCAGUACAACUUCAACUUGCGGCUGUGGAUCCACGUGACCAUCCUGGAGCGCGUGGUGCGCGAGCUGGACGCGGCCGCCGCGCUCCCCGAGGAGCUGCGGCCGGGGCUGGCGCCGCUGGAGCGGCUGCGGGCGGCGGCGCGCGCGCAGCCGCGGCUGCGUGCGCUGCUGCCCUUCCUGGAGCUGUGCGCCGACCAGCAGUACCUGGUGCGGCGGCUGCGCGCGCUGGCGGCCGGCGGCUGUCUGAGCGAAUACCGCUGGCGCGCGGGCGGGCCCGACUGGCGGCCGGGGCUGCCGGCCGACGCCGAGCUGGUGCUGCGGCUGGUGGCCGGCUACCUGGACCUGCAGCUGCCGGCGGGCGCGGCGCGGCCGUUCUCGGCGCAGCACCUGUCGGCGGCGCCGGCCAGCCCGCCGCGCGGCCCACACGUGCUGGCCAUCCACCGCACGGCGCAGCAGCCGCCGCACUACGUGCUGCUGCGCGGCGAGGACACGCUGGAGCCGGGCGCGGGCCGCAACAACCUGCUGCACGCGCUGCUGCUGUUCCUGGCGGCGGCGGCGCAGCGCGACCCGCCGGCGCUGCAGCGCGUGCACCUCGGCCCCGCCGCGCUCAACAUGCUGUGGAUCAUCGGCCGCUGAUGCCGCAUCGCACCUACCGUGUCCUAACGUCUUGUUAUUAUGUGCUGACAUAUCACAAUUUGUUUUAUGCUACAGAAUACUUCAAUAGACAUGAUCAAAAUAAAAUAUUUUGCCCGCGACUUCGCCCACGUUUAAUACGUGCGCCAGCUCAUAGAACUAGAUUUUGCGUGAUACGAGUGGAUUUAUUAUGUUCAGUUACGUUUAAUUAAAAUAUGACAAAGGCUGAUAUAUCUUGUAAUUAUACCUAAGUGAAUGUUAAUGUUUUAAUUACUAGUAAAAAGUUUGACUUGAGAA
Messenger RNA from Plodia interpunctella (Indianmeal moth), 1833 nucleotides. RefSeq lists its product as uncharacterized. The record is from RefSeq and is a predicted model, not a curated record. Bases 250 to 1539 code for a protein of 429 amino acids. The transcript has 6 exons. NCBI's taxonomy places the organism in Eukaryota, Metazoa, Arthropoda, Insecta, Lepidoptera, Pyralidae. Gene Ontology annotation, cellular component: membrane.